Ascoidea rubescens DSM 1968 is the source of this 597-nucleotide messenger RNA. Its product is annotated as UMP-CMP kinase. The annotation marks the transcript as partial. Gene Ontology annotation, molecular function: ATP binding; UMP kinase activity. Gene Ontology annotation, biological process: UDP biosynthetic process; 'de novo' pyrimidine nucleobase biosynthetic process; CDP biosynthetic process. The record is from RefSeq and is a predicted model, not a curated record. The transcript has a single exon. NCBI's taxonomy places the organism in Eukaryota, Fungi, Ascomycota, Saccharomycetes, Ascoideales, Ascoideaceae. Gene Ontology annotation, cellular component: cytoplasm; nucleus.
ACUGUAAAGAAACCAACAUUUCAAGAAAAUGAAGUAUCAGUGAUCUUUGUUCUUGGUGGUCCUGGUUCUGGUAAGGGAACACAGUCUGCUAAUUUGGUUAGAGACUAUGGAUUUGUACAUUUAUCUGCUGGUGAUUUAUUAAGAGCUGAACAAAACAAUCCAGAUUCCAAGUAUGGUGAGUUAAUUGCACAUAACAUUAAAAAUGGGAUAAUUGUUCCACAAGAAAUUACAAUUGCUUUGUUGGAGAAUGCAAUGAAAAAAAACAUUGAAAUAGGUAAAAAGAAGUUUUUAAUCGAUGGAUUUCCAAGAAAGAUGGAUCAGGCUCUAACGUUUGAAGCUAGUGUUGUUAAAUCAAGUUUAACCUUAUUCUUUGAUUGUCCAGAAGCCAUCAUGUUGAACAGGUUAUUAGAAAGAGGUAAAACAAGUGGUAGAUCUGAUGAUAAUAUUGAGAGUAUCAAUAAAAGAUUUAAAACCUUUAUUGAAACCUCCAUGCCUGUUGUGGAUUAUUUUGAUAAACAAAAUAAAGUUGUUAAAGUAUUCUGUGAUCAACCAGUAGAUGCUGUUUACUCUCAAGUUAAAACUGCAUUGAAAGAUAAA